UCCAAGAGAGAACAUGAUUUUAUGCAGUUGAAUUUUUGGACCUCCGGAUUACGAAAAAGGAUGACUGCCUGAUGACGAAACUAUACAGAAAGGAAACAGCUACAAACAGUUUGCUUCACUAUGCAUCUUUCCAUCCAGAACAUACACGACGAGGGAUUCCAGUGGGGCAGUUUUUGAGGGUGAAGCGCAAUUGCACGGAAAACCCAGACUUCAAGAUGGAAGCCUCAAACUUGACUUCCAGAUUCCGUGAACGAGGCUACCCGAAAAAGGUGAUUUCCAAGGCAUAUCAGAGGGCCAAUAGCUCUGACCGCCAGAUGUUACUUAAAACCAACAGAAAAGACAAGAAAAGAAAGGAUGAUUCCCUGAGGUUUGUGACGACGUUCAAUAACCAAUGGUCAGGUUUGAGGAAAAUUCUGCAGGACAACUGGAGCAUACUACAGUCGGACAAUAGGAUUCGUGGGAUUAUUCCCAAGACACCUCUGGUGGUAGCGAAGAGAGCUCCCAACUUAAAAGAUAUACUCACAAAGAGUCAUUUCCAGAGACCGACAAGAAGCCUGGGGAGAGGAAGAAAACUGAAGGGUUCCUUCCCAUGUGGAAGUUGUAGUGUGUGUCAACAUAUGACACCCACGGAGAAGUUCGUCAAUCGGACUAACGGACAAGACUUUCCCCUGAGAGAUUACAUCAACUGCAAAACCACCCAGGGCAUUUUUUGA
This is a messenger RNA of Hyla sarda, 713 nucleotides long. RefSeq lists its product as uncharacterized. The transcript has 3 exons. Bases 72 to 713 code for a protein of 213 amino acids. The record is from RefSeq and is a predicted model, not a curated record. Lineage: Eukaryota; Metazoa; Chordata; Amphibia; Anura; Hylidae.